GUGGAGAUGAAGAGCAGUGGGUCCAGCGGGAGUGGAACCGAAUCACAGGGAAAUGAAAGCCACAGCAACAAUAGUCACGGCAACGAGAGCCACGACCAUUCAUCGAUGAGCAGCUCCAAUGGCACCAGUAAAGACUCGGCACUGCUGGAAUCUUCUGAAAGCAACAAGAGCUCGAACUCUCACAGUCCGUCUCCUCCCAGCAGCUCAAACGCCUUCAGUCUGCUAAGCUCAGAGCAGGAUAACCCUUCAACCAGCGGAUGCAGUAGUCAGGAGUCCGCCAAAGCCAAGACCCAGAAGGAGAUGAUUAAAACGCUGAAAGAGCUGAAGCUUUACCUGCCCAAUGAGAAGAGACACAAUAGCAAGUCAUCCACAUUGAACACCCUCAAGUACGCACUGCGCUGUGUCAAACAAGUGGAAGCCAAUGAGGAGUAUUAUCAGCUGUUGAUGACCAAUCACAGUCAACCUUCAGUCCUGGAUGUAUCCUCUUAUACGAUAGAGGAGAUAGACAGCAUUACUUCUGAAUACACCCUCAGAAACAACGUCUUUUUUGCAGUAGCAGUGUCUCUCGUUACAGGAAGGAUAGUCUACAUUUCUGAUCAAGCUGCCUCCAUCCUCAACUGCAAAAGAGAAGUUUUUAAGAAAAGCAAGUUUGUGGAGUUUGUGAUGCCGCAGGAUGUUAGUGUCUUCUACAGCUUCACAACGCCCUACCGCCUGCCCUCCUGGAGCAUGUGCACUGGAGCAGAGGCAUCACCUCCUGACUGCAUGCAGGAGAAGUCCUUCUUCUGUCGUAUCAGUGGUGGUAAUAAGUGUGAGGGCAAUCUGCAGUACUACCCUUUCCGCAUGACACCCUACCGGAUGAAGGUCCAAGACACAGUACAUGCUGAAGACCAGUUCUGCUGCCUCCUGCUGGCUGAGAUAGUUCACUCUGGUUAUGAUGCACCCAGAAUUCCAACAGACAAACGCAUCUUCACCACCACACACACACCGAGUUGUGUGUUUCAGGAUGUGGAUGAGAGGGCGGUUCCUCUCCUCGGGUACCUCCCCCAAGACCUGAUUGGCACACCAUUCCUCCUCCAUCUGCAUCCCAAUGACCGGCCGAUUAUGUUGGCCAUUCACAGAAAGAUUCUUCAAUUCGCAGGACAACCAUUUGACCACUCGUCCGUCCGGUUCUGUGCGCAAAAUGGAGAAUACAUCGUUCUUGACACCAGCUGGUCCAGUUUCGUCAACCCCUGGAGCCACAAGGUCUCCUUCGUUAUCGGAAGACACAAAGUGCGCAUGGGCCCCGUGAAUGAAGAUGUUUUUGCAGCCCCGGUCUCCACUGUCCAGGAGAUGAAGACCAUGGACUCUGACAUCCAGGACAUUACUGAGCAGAUCCAUCGGCUCCUGCUACAGCCGGUCCGUAACAGUGGGUCCAGUGGCUACAGUAGUGUGAACAGAACUGACCACCCUGUGGGCAUGAGCUCCUCUAGCGAGAGCCUCAACAACGGCAGCGGGAGCAAGAUCCAACAAGAGGAGGAGGAAGUGCGCGGCAAAGCCAGACCGCGAACUUUUCAGGAAAUCUGUAAAGGAAUACAUCUUCAGAGGAGCCAGGAGCAGCAGACAACCAGACCAAACAUCAAGAAAAGCAAUGGCAUAGAGUCUGUACAAAAGAGUUCAGCGGUGGUGCGGCCCAAAAACUCAGCAGCUCCCCUCAACUGGAAGGAGACAGAGGCCAUUAUGGAGGAGAGUAGGUCCUCUUCCCAGGAGGAGACGGCCUUCGAUGAUCCGACAGUCUACUCCUACCAGCAGAUCAGCUGUCUGGACAGUGUUGUCAGAUACUUGGAGGGCUGUAAUGUUCCCAUCACAAUGAAGAGGAAGUGCCAGUCUUCCUCUAACACCACGUCCUCUAACUCAGAUGAGGACCAACAGAAAGGACCUAACAGCAUGCAGCUGUCCGAAGAACCAGCCUUGUUGAAGGAUCACUCUGUGCUCUCCGCAUUGGAUGAUCGAGACAAAAAGUCCAGUGACGCGGCCACAGCGGUAGUGGGCACGUCAUUGCCCCUACCUGUACCUAACAAAACAGAAAGCGUGGUGUCCAUAACCAGCCAGUGUAGCUACAGUAGCACCAUAGUGCAUGUUGGGGACAAGAAACUUCGACCAGACUCAGAUAUCAUAGGAGAUGUCCAAGGAACAGGAGAGACCGUAGAAUCCAGCCAGAACCCUGGCGCUCCUCUUUCUGUUGUUUUACCUCCCAGUCAGGAGAGGGAGCCCUAUAAGAAAAAACUUGGGUUGACCAAACAGGUUUUGGCAGCCCAUACGCAGAAGGAGGAGCAGACCUUUCUGUAUCGCUUCAGGGAGCAUCAAGGACUCGCAGCACUCAAAGAAAACUGCUCUCAGUACCUGGAGCGUCAGAGAGAACAGAUCGCCAGCGAUGCUGUACCUGCUGCUCGAUCCUACAAUGAGGGUGGACCGAGUGUACUGCCCACUGCGCGGCGAGACGCACGAAAUAAAAAGACCAAGUCAAAGCGAGCGAAGCAAAUGGAUUCCUCAGAUAGCACAGUGUCCCAUCGCAGACAACAACAUCUGCGGCCUCCUCUUCUAAACCUCGGCCUUAACCCGACCUCUUGGUCUCGCUCUGACACCUCACAGUCAGCUUUUCCCAUGGCCUACCCCUCUGUGGUGCCAGGCUACCCGCUCCAGGUUUACCCCGGAGCCAGUUCCCUACCUCCCCACACAGACGCCACUCUACAAGGCUUUGGGCACAAUCAGGGCACCCAGUCCCCUCCCUGUCCCCCAUCCAUCCAUCCUGCUCCCUACACCACCCCCAUGGUCACCCCCAUGGUCACCCCCAUUGUGGCUCUAAUGCUGCCCAUGCCCUACCCUUCAAUGACCCCCGGACUGCCACCUCCACAGCCAGUGUACCACACAGUGACUGGUGGCUUCCCCACCCAAUUGCAGCCUUUUGGCCAGGCUCCCUCUCCAGGCCAAGGGCCCUUCACAGAUCCACCUUCUUUCAGUGUUCAGAACCAGUUCAGCACCCAGAACCACUUUGCUCUUCAAGAAGGCUGCCUGACCCCAUCGUUCUACUUCCCUCCAUCCUUGGAAACCUCAAAGGCCCCCGUGGUGGAGGGCCAGUCUCGCUCCUCUACGCCACAGUCUGGAGGAGAUGGAGGCCAGGCGUCCCCACCCCUGUUCCAGUCUCGGUGCAGCUCACCCCUCAACCUCCUGGAGCUGGAGCUGUCUGUGGACCGGCAGGACAGCACGGUGCUCUCCUCUGGAGGACAAGGGAAUAAUGCGGCUGAAAGGGAGAAAAGAGCAAGUGGCAACCAGGCCAAGGAGAGGGAGCUGAAGCAGGUAAACAAGCCAUCUCUCAGUCUCCUUGGUCCACCUGGACCCUUGAAUUGCGAGGGCUCGCCCUGUGUCUGUGAGCAUUCUUGGGAUAAAGUGUACUCUAGGCUAAGGGCUUGCAGCAAAGAGGAAAAUUCACAUGGCGACGGGAACAACAGUGACACCAACUCUUUGUCCAGCGGCGUGUUGGACAUAAUUCCUGACGAGGACUCAUGCUCAGGCACUGGCUCAGCCACCUCGGGGUCCAUGGGCUCAGGCUGUAGAACUUCAGCCAGCGGGACAUCUAAGAGCAGGACGUCAGCCAGUGGGACCUCUGGCAGCGGAAAAGGAAGCAACAACAGUAGUAAAUACUUUGGCAGUGUGGACUCGUCCCAGAACAGCCAGAAGGUCAAAGAUCACUCGAGCGGCAGCGAGGGACGGGCCGUGGAGAUGGACCAGAGCGAACGCUUUAUCAAUGACAUCCAGAGAGUGCUCAGACAGGACCGAGAGAAGCUGAGGCUGCUGCAGAAGAACCAGCCACACUUUUCAGAGGAGCAGAAGAAGGAGCUGGUGGAGGUCUACCCCUGGUUCAAGAAGGGAUGUCUGCCCAAGGCAAUAGACAUCAAGGCGUGCUCCUGCUGUGCCGGUGUGUCAGAGGGAGAAGCAACAGAGGAAGCAGCAGCGGCGGCGGCGGCGGCGGCAGCAACAGCGGCGGAGACGGUGGCAGCAACAGCGGAGGAUCAGCCAGACUUAGACAUUGGAGAUACAGAGACGGGGGAGGUCAGCUGCCAGCAGAGGCCCGGAAAGGAACACUCAAACACUACAGAUACAACCAGCUAGACAACUUCUCAAGAUUUUCAGAGAGAUUAAUCAUCUCUUCAGCCUUUUGUUUUUGUAUGAGUGAAGAGGGACCUGGUUUAGUUAAAGCAUCAUACAGGCCCUUUGCUCUUCACACAACAUUCUUUAUUACUGUCUCCGUCUUGCUCUUAAGAUGUCUGGCUGGAACAGUCAGGACUUUUGCAGAAUGUGAAUGUACGAGUGCUGGACUCUGAGACUAUGUAUGUUCAUGAAUUUGUUUCUAUGUAGCACUUAACACAGCGCAACAUAUGCACUGAUCAGGAGGAGCCCAAUAAGGGAAAUGCUAUAUGUGCUGCUCAUACACCAUCUAGCACAGUAGCGGUUAAUAUACACCAACCAACUGGAGGCCGCUUCAUGCACGUCAGGAAAUGGCUCUGUGGUGUUGUAUGUUCUACAGUAAAUGAAUGAAUUCAGCAUUUUGUGACGCGAUUUCCUCAGUUACAACAACACCAUGCUACGUCAGCAUGUGGUGAGAGCAGGUGGAGUUAAGUUCCAGACACUGCUGUCAUGAAUAGCCUAAAGCACCAAAUGAACGGAUGAUUGCACCUUGUGGGCUACACUGGAAGAAGAGGGAAAACACGAGUUAGGAAAUUAAAUUGCAAAAAACAAACUUGCUCCCGUUUACAGCAGCGACCAGGCAUGGACUCAUCGGCAAUUGGUGAAGCUUCCGACUGGAAAACCUACUCACAUUAUUCACUAAAGUAGAAGUGAAAAUGCAAUGCAAGAAGAAUAGUAGCAUAAAAUGGAAAAGUACAUUUGUUACUGAUCCCCAGGCACUGUGGAGGUGCUGAACACAUUUGAGACUGCACUCAGAAAAGGACAAUCGGGUGAAACGUGUUCUGUAAAAGUUACAUCUACUCACCAAACCAUCAUGUUAUGUUGUUUCUGAGAAAGCAUCUUCAAAAUUUGCAUUUUUCAAGUUGCCAGUCACUUCAUGCAUAUUUCCAUUCAGCAUUUAUUUCACUAUCAGCUGUGAAACUUAUUAAAUGCUUGUGUGAAUAUUUGUAACUCUGAGCGUUUAUUUUUUUACAUAGGCUACACCGUUUUCUGUAUGAGACUUUUUGUGUUUUUAAGUUAUUUAUGGAAACGCCUGCUUAAAAAACAAGCAAGACCAAGAUGAUUACUAUAAAAAUACUAGAGUAGUAUGUUGUUUAUGGUGGGUGAUAAAUAUAAAGUGAGGAGAAUAUUGAUGUUUUCAGCAGUUUUAAAAGUGUGCAACAUAACACUUGAAUGGUCUGAUGUUGCCCCUCAUAAAUAUGGAAAAGAGCCUCUCUGAGCAUCCUGUGGAAGUGUCUGAAGCUCAUUACCGUUUUGUGUGGUCACCUCAGAAGUCUAAGUUUAGGGUUAUUGCACGGGUGUAAAGUAGCUCAGACAGAUGUCAAGUGACUGUAGAGAGCUUUCCGCCACUUUGAAGCUCAUGCUGUCAUUUGAGACAUUAAACAUUUCCUGAAUUUGUCUUUGUUAUUUUAACGGACUUAUUUCUUCUUCUUUUUUAUUGCAAAUAUUUUGUUACAUUUUCUCUAAAUAAAAUGUUGCCGAAUUUA
Molecule: messenger RNA, 5708 nt
Organism: Perca fluviatilis (European perch)
Lineage: Eukaryota; Metazoa; Chordata; Actinopteri; Perciformes; Percidae
Gene: per2
Product: period circadian clock 2
Exons: 23
Coding region: 7-4146 (1379 amino acids)
Biological process (GO): entrainment of circadian clock by photoperiod; negative regulation of transcription by RNA polymerase II; circadian regulation of gene expression
Cellular component (GO): cytoplasm; nucleus
Molecular function (GO): transcription cis-regulatory region binding; transcription corepressor binding
Source: RefSeq, a predicted model, not a curated record